UUCGAAUUUUGAUGGUGAAUUCUUUUCGGACAGAAGUUUCAGUCUUUCGUGAUCGUCCGGUCGGUGAGGUUGUGUGGCAACCAUUCGGCACCAAGUUGUAUUCGUCCGCGCUCGAACCUUUCCCAAAACGCGACGCGGCGCAUCGGGAAAAGAGAGAAAGAAACACCAUCGCAACCAAAAAUACACAAGAGUUGAAGACAUUUUUUGGGGCAUUCCUCGAUUGCAUUAUAUUUUUUGUUGAUGGGAAGCGAUUCGCAGUGGAGAAAAGAUUUACAGUUUUGACACUAGCGCAUCUUGGCUUCAGCGGCCGUCAGAUUUAGAAGGUGCCUGAACACUUUGUAGGCAAAAUUGCUAAGUGAACGCGAUAUUACGCGAUAGAGAUGCGAGUAAAAAUAAUCACGAAAAGUCGGGUUUUACAGUGAAAGAGUGUUGCGGAUUGUGUGUUCAUGACGUUUAUGACGCUUUUUUUGUUCCUUGAUAAGGCAGAAAGUCUGUGAAUGGUAGGCCCAAAAUGGUUAACGUGCGUGAAUGGAGAUAAGAGUCCAUUCCAGUGAAAGAAGCUGAAGGAAUUUUAUCGCAGUCAACGCGUUUGGAACAGUGGCAGUGGGGGUCGUUUCGGAUGAUAAAUAAUUUCAAGCAAUCCAAUUGGUAAUUGAGGUUUCCUCCCGGGGCUUCAUCAAUUAUCGUAAAUUGUACUCUUUUUCGGUUCAAGUGUGUCAGUCUGGAUUGAAUGGAUUCAAUGUUGAUUAAGUGAGCAGUUUGUGGAAUAUUGUUUCGGUGAUUGAGCAUUCCAGGAGCAUUGUCAAAGACGCACAGAACAGUAGGCCAGGAAGUGAAUACGCGGGAGGUCAGUGUAGGCGACAAAAUCAAGUUGACAGUGGCCAACUGAGACGCAUUGACAAAAAACGAAGUACGAAGUUGUAAAUGAAUGUUGGUGCGAGCGGUAAUAGUUUAGCUCUCCCUCGACGAUAGUUGCACAACGUGAGCUGGAUUGGAUUCUCGCUCGCACAAGGCGAUAGCGAUAGGCUGCGAAAGCGAUUUUCGAGUGUAAACAACCGACUCUUGAGUUGUGUCCAUGCUCGGACGAAGCACGUAGUCUCCCACACAUAAAGCGCAGAAAGUCUCACUGCGAGAGUCCAGCCACUGUUUCCCAUGUUGACGGAGCAGGCCUUGAGAUAUACAUCAGCAGGUUCCUCCACAGUGUUCGGCGGCGGCUGUAAAAAGUGACGUUUUCGGAAUUGUUUUCCAUGCAUGUACCGAUCCACAUAUAACUCGUGUAGCAUUUGCGGAGGUGAGGAAAAGUUUUGUUUACCAAUCUUUUGGAAAGUGCAAUUUUCCGCAAUCUUAAUUAACGAGAGCAACAGCAGAAGCGGAAUUUUGAUGCAGCGACUAGCGGAAGGAAGGCGAAGCAACGAGUGAUUGUCUGGUGAAUGACGACGACGAUUUUUAUUUUCGAGUGGUCUUUCUGUAUUUACUGAUAGAGAUAGUGUGUAGUGCAUAGUGGUUGAGGGAAGAAAACGCAGACAUCCGGAGAUUUUGGCAGGCGAUUGUUUCACUUCGGUACGUUUGGAAGCUUCAAUCCUGGAUGGAUACUUGAAAUCAUGUAAAUGGAUCUGACUUCUAACUCGUUCGAGAACGUAAAAGAUUCUUCAGCGAUCUUCACCAACAACUGCCAGCCUGCAACUGCAACCUAGACUGACGACGGGUGUGUUAUCAACAUCUUCAUCAACAUCAUAAUCAUCAUCAUCGACUGCAGUAACAGCAGUAGCAGUGAAGAGUUGCACCAGGGAUGACAUCGCCUCAUUGCCAUUGGGUGAUUGCCUAGGACGGAAACGGAACGGAACGGAUUAGAUGCCAACGUCGCCGGGACGAAACCGAUGCGCCCUCGAAGGGCCUCCAUUCCGCUCCAAGCUAAUCGGCGAGGCUAAGGAUCUCGUCCGUUGGUGAUUUCAUCAGCGUCUCGGAACGAUUAGAAAUCUGUGACUCUAUGCCUACCACCAAAACAGGUCCCCCAGGCAGAAGCAAACGGAGACGAACCGAUCGAAAUGACGUAAACUUGUGCGCCCGACUGGAUCGAUGGAACUGAUUGGACCAAAAAACAUCAUCAACAACAAUAACAAUAAUACUUACGAUAUCCAGCAGUAACUUUUUGCUGUCCCCCUUUUGAAGAUCCCCUCUUAGCAACGCACAGCCUCUCCCUUUUUGGACUGAGUCACAUACACACGGACACAUACGGGAUUCUAAAAAGAGCACAAACGCACAAACAAGCCCUGUAGAAACGAGAAAAAUCGAAGAAUCGACGAACCCUAAAAAACAACACGAUCACAUUUAUGAAACAGUUCAAAGACCAGAAGAUCAAAUUAAUCAGAAUGCUGACCCGGAGGAACUGGCUGCUGCGGUGCAGCAUCCUGAUCAAUGUGGCAGUGCUGCUGUACCUCUGCAGCCACUUGCUGAUCGGUGGGGGUAACUUUGCCCUCGGGCCGGCCUACAUCAUCUCGGACGAGUCGAUGCUGAAACCCGCGGCGCAGUACCGGACCCACAUACCGGCCCACCUGGCCCAACAACUGCGGCAGGACGAGCGGGAAGUGCUGCUGAUACAGCAACAGCAAACGCAAUCACAACAGCAGCAGCAGCAACAUAGUAGUGUAGUAUUAAAAAUUCAGGAAAAUGGGAUCAGCGUCCAGGAGGUGCCCCAGCAACAACAGGGAUCCCAGCCGAACCAGCAACAGGACCAGCUGCUGUUGGAAGCGGCCGGACGCGAUGUAGAUAACACUAAUAAUAACGUUAAUGUAGAUGAUAGUCGAUUCGAUGUGCCAACAGAAACAAGCCAGAGCAACAACGGUGGCCCGGGCAGUAACAGGGCUGCCGGUGCCGAAAUCCUCUACCAGGAUGGCGGUGCCCCGAAUGGCGCUGGAGCGGGUCUCCUCAACGCUAGUGAUAUUUUCUCGACCACGGCGUCGAUUGAUCUCGACAUGAAGCUAAGGUCACUGCUUAACUGUCACGAUCGUGACUACGAACCGUACAUCGGCCAGCGGGGUGACUUCUGGGUAAUGAAGAACUACAUCCGCGCCGAGCACGGUGAGCUGCGUUGCCAUGAAACCAUCACGUAUACCACACACGCGGACUAUACGUUCCUCGAUAAUCUGAUACCACUGCUGGAGAGGUGGAACGCACCGGUCAGCUUAGCGAUGCACGCCCCGGGUACGGACUUUGUGCCCACCGUUAACGCCGUCAAAUAUCUCCGAGACUGCCUACCAGAGAGUCAUUUAGUUCGUCAGUUUGUCACAUUUCAUAUUUAUUUUAGUAGUAAACAUAUUCCUAAAAACGUUCCUAAGUACGACAAAGUAUUAGAACCGCCCUACAACUGUUCGCUGCCGGCGCCGUACUUCAACGUGUCGAGCUCGCAGCUCUACAAGACGCAGAAGAAGCUGCUCUACCCGGUCAACGUGGGCCGGAACAUUGCCCGGGACGCGGCGAUGACCCACUUUAUACUAGCUAGCGAUAUCGAAUUGUACCCGAACCCGGGCCUAGUGCAUAAGUUCUUAGAGAUGAUAGUUAGAAACGAGCCGGUGCUGCAGCGGAAGAAUCCCAGGGUAUUCCCACUGUCGAUAUUCGAGGUGGACAGCAGUUCGCCGGUGCCGCGGGAUAAAACCGAACUGCAGGAGUUGCUUCGGACGGGCAAGGCCAUCCCGUUCCACAAGCGAGUCUGCUCCAGCUGCCAUGGAGUUCCCAAAUCGAAGGAGUGGAUCGCUGCCAACGAAACAGAUGAUUUGGGAGUGUUCCACAUAGGAAAACGGGUGGGCUAUUUCGUUCACUGGGAGCCCAUCUACAUUGGAACGCACGCCGAUCCCCACUAUGACGAGCGGUUAAGUUGGGAAGGCAAAAGUGAUAAAAUGACGCAGGGAUAUGCGCUAUGUGUGCUGGACUACGACUUCCACAUACUGGACAAUGCGUUCCUGGUGCACAAGCCGGGCAUCAAGGUGCUGAAGAAGGACCCGAAGCGGGCGAUGCUCGCCGCGAAAACCAACCAGCUGAUCAAGAAGAUCAUCUACCCGGAACUGCAGGUCAUGUACGGUUCGCGGAAAGGCUGUGCUGUAUAGUUGAAGGGGAAACAAACGGUUCAAUAGUAUAAGGAUAGUCCCGGCACUGGUGGAGGAGGCGUCGGCGAGGGGAGCUGGAGCCGGAACAGCCGCGAGCUCGCCACGCCAAACAACGGUAAUAGUGGUGGCGGUUUCAGUCUGGGUGGGAUGUCUGUUGCUUCGUCGUCCCUGUUGACCUCGUCUAUGGCCACAGCUGGGGCAGGAUUUCUGCUGUCGCUUCAGGACCGACCCCACGUCGGUAGCCGCCGGAAGAAGGGCAAACGGAAGGGAUUCGUCAGACGGAAGUAACGGCACAAUGAGACAAGCGUGAUUGCGAUGCGGAUUUUGUACAUUUUUGGGAAUGGAAUGUGUAUACUGAAUGCAAUAAUAGUCGUGUUAAGGAGCAAUCAGGUGUGGAAGGAGCGUGAGUUUUAGAUGCGUAAGCAGAAAAGUGAUACUGUCUUAAUAUACUCCUAGGGUUAGGGCAGCCGGAAGGCAAACAGCAGACGCAAACUAUAGGCAUAUUUUCUAUAGUUGGGAAGCCGUAGUAAUGUUUCAUUGUGGUAAAUUUUGUAAUUUUACUGUCAGAAACACUAACCAAAACGAUCAAAGCUAGUAGGAAGUUCAAUCGUGUAGCAAACAAAGCAGAUCAUAGAAGAUAACCUGAGCAACGUUGGAUAUUUUUUAAUCAUUUUUACACCGAUAGAAACAAAUAAUUCAAUUGCAUACAAUGAAAAGAAAAUAAUAACACAAGUACUGUAACCAAAACGUAACAUUCUGUAGACGAAGAUGCUAAAAAAGAGAAGUCACCGGGAAACAAGAACAAAAUCUUAGAAUCACCGAAGAAAUAGUGACAAACCAAUUACCACACCAUUAACUCACAUAAAACGCAACACGUUACCCAAUGUAAUGGUAAUAGAAUUUUUGGCUGUUCACCGUGAGUAGAAAAUUGUAGCUUUCGCGGGUUUUGGAGUUUUGAAGGGGGAAGACGACGCUAAAUGCUACAAGACGGUCCGAUUGUGUUAGCUAAAACAUUCAAGUCUAAUUCGUAAGCAAUCGUUUGCGAUUAUGGCGAUCAGUGAGAAAUGUAACUUGAAGGUAACAAAGGCUACCAGCAAGUUACAAAAGGUUAUCAGCAAGUUAUAUUUUCUUCCUUUCUCAAUGCUACUGAUUACCAUCGUCGAGCUUGUACUCGGGAAUGAAAAAUGCAAUUUGACGAUAAAUUUAGCUGCACGAAAGAAUUUUUUAACAGAUUCUAUCAAUUUCAUUUCUUUCUUCGCAUUCCCUCAACUAUUCAACUUCCGAAGGAUUAUUAGUUACAUUGCGAUUGAAGAUCUACGUAACUUGUUUUUGCUAUAAGGAAUAUCAUUCGACAGUGUUAUUGGAAGAAAAAGAGAAUCGAAAACUGUCGAUUACCUUACAACACAAGCAACUUACCGGUUACCAUCGAUCUUAUCGUCAUAUUAUAACAUCGAUCGAAGAAUUUCUAAUCAUUUGCACAAGUUUGAUUGUGGAAAGCUGAGUGAAAGUGGUUAUCGAGAAGUUGUGAAACACGAGUGCAUUUUGCUUCGUCUUCCUCCGAACA
This is a messenger RNA of Aedes aegypti (yellow fever mosquito), 5664 nucleotides long. Its product is annotated as beta-1,4-glucuronyltransferase 1. The record is from RefSeq and is a predicted model, not a curated record. The transcript is spliced from 12 exons. Lineage: Eukaryota; Metazoa; Arthropoda; Insecta; Diptera; Culicidae. The coding region runs from base 2331 to 4100 and encodes 589 amino acids.